This is a messenger RNA of Linum tenue, 510 nucleotides long. The record is from the annotation of a GenBank genome assembly. Lineage: Eukaryota; Viridiplantae; Streptophyta; Magnoliopsida; Malpighiales; Linaceae.
CAGUACUUUUGUUUUUGGGGAAGGAGACUCAAAGAAGGUCUUCGACUUCACAGCUGAGGAUGUGGCACGUGUAUACGACCUUCCUCUCGGUGGGGCUGUGAUUGAUUUGAAGAACGUUGAGGGGGGAUGCUCGACAGUUUCAGCGAGGAAGUUGGCAUGAUUCCUAACAGGGCUCGCAUGGUUCCUAUCAAGAAGAUGCGAGAGUUGGCCAUUCUAGCCAACGGUCCUAGACCAUCUGUUGCAAUUGCUGUCAAGCAAUUCUUGUUGCUAGCUACUGGUUCGAUGCUCGUACCAACAUUUUCUCGGAGGUGCAAGCUGGACUUUGCCCCAUACCUAGGUGGGAGUGUUGAGGACGUGAGGGUGUACGAUUGGUGUACAUUUAUUGUCCAUGAACUGAAAAUAGAGUUGACAGUUGCCAAGAAAAAAGAACAUAGUGCAAAGGCGCUGGGCUCGCCGUGCGUGUGGGUUCUCGGAGAUUGCUACUUCUUGAUACUCCAUCUGUUGGACUCU